AUGCUGGAGGCCGCUGCUGGUCAGGGCCCUGCCCUGGGGGCCCACCCCCCUCUGGCAGAUGCCUCUGUGGGUGGCGAUGUUCAGGCUGAAGCUGCUGCAGGCGAUCUACAUGCGCAUGAGCAGUUCGUUGGCCAGCGGAGCGCGGCGAACGUGAUGCUCACGCUGCGCUUCGCCAUCGCGAGCAACAAGAAGGUGGCGGUGCUGAAGGACUGCUACGUGGCCGCGGAGGUGGUCUCGUACGUCCACCCUGGCACCGUUUUCUCCGUUGGUGGGGCCAAGAUCGACGUGAGCGACGGCCGCAGUUGCCUUGGUCUGACGGACGGACGGCACUGGUUGGGUACCCACGCAUUUGGUGAAGGGCCCGUCCAAGCAGGUGGUGACGGAGGUUGA
Molecule: messenger RNA, 390 nt
Organism: Prorocentrum cordatum
Lineage: Eukaryota; Dinophyceae; Prorocentrales; Prorocentraceae
Source: the annotation of a GenBank genome assembly